Epinephelus moara (kelp grouper) is the source of this 2195-nucleotide messenger RNA. It is a transcript of the gene gnl3, whose product is annotated as guanine nucleotide binding protein-like 3 (nucleolar). Lineage: Eukaryota; Metazoa; Chordata; Actinopteri; Perciformes; Serranidae. The transcript is spliced from 15 exons. Gene Ontology annotation, cellular component: nucleolus. The record is from RefSeq and is a predicted model, not a curated record. The coding region runs from base 2 to 1744 and encodes 580 amino acids. Gene Ontology annotation, molecular function: GTP binding.
UAUGAGGCUAGCUCCCUCCUCCUCCACGUGCGGUACAGAGCACUUCCAGUCACAUUGGCAGACCAGCAGCUUCACGAUGAAACGACCAAAGUUAAAGAAAGCCAGUAAGCGGCUCUCAUGCUCCAAACGCUAUAAGAUACAGAAGAAGGUCCGGGAGCACAACAGAAAGCUAAGAAAAGAUGCAAAGAAGAAAGGAGUGGGUAAACGAGUGAAGAAAGAUCCCGGAGUGCCCAACAGUGCUCCCUUCAAAGAGGAGGUGCUGAGGGAGGCAGAGCAGAGGAGGCUGCAGAUUGAGGAGGAAAAAGAGAGAAAGAGACAGGCUAAAAAAGAGGAGCGAGCCCAGAAGAGGCAAAAGGAGAGGGAGGCUGCAAGUAAAGACACAGAGCCCAGGGCCAAAAAAGCUCGGCAGGAUGAGGCUGGAAAGCAGUCAGGGAAACAGUCUGCCCUCGACAAGAACUCAAAACAGUAUCUGUGCUCUGAAUUAAAUAAGGUAAUCGAUGCAUCUGAUGUAGUAAUAGAAGUCCUCGAUGCUCGUGAUCCACUGGGGUGCAGGUGUCCACAGGUGGAGGAGGCGGUGCUGCAGAGGGAAGGCAACAAGAAACUGCUUUUGGUGUUAAGCAAAAUAGAUCUGGUACCAAAGGAAAAUGUGCAGAAGUGGAUGCAGUGUUUACAACAGGAGUUUCCAGUUGUGGCGUUCAAAGCAUCAACACAGAUCAAGGACAGAACAAUGCAAGCCAAGAAGAGCAGGAUAGUGGCCUCUAAUGAAGUCCUGGACAGAUCCAGAGCUGCAGCAUGCUUUGGAAACACUUCUCUUUCUGAGCUCCUUUCAAGUUACACUGCUACCAUACAGAAAGAAACUCCUCUCAGAGUGGGCCUAGUUGGUUUUCCUAAUGUGGGUAAAAGCAGUCUCAUCAACAGUAUUAAGGGGAUCCUUGCCUGUAAUGCCGGCGUCAAGAGAGGCAUCACAAAAUCCAUGCAGGAGGUGCAUAUCUUGAAGAAUGUGAAGCUAAUAGACAGCCCAGGGAUUGUGGCUUCACCAUCGAACCCACCAGCCUCCAUGGCUCUGAGGAGUCUGCAGGUGGACGAGGGCCAGGAGAGUGUGCUGGAGGCUGUCAGGACUCUGCUCAAACAGUGUGACCACAGCCAGCUCAUGCUUCAAUAUAAUGUCCCCAACUUCAGAAACUCUUUGGAGUUUUUAACCAUGUUGGCAAAAAAGCGCGGAUAUCUGCAGAAGGGUGGAGUCCCCAACGCAGAGCAGGCAGCCACAGCUUUCCUUGCUGACUGGACAGGAGCCAAGUUGAGCUACCACUGUAAGGCACCGCAGAACCACAGCCUCCCUUCCUACAUGUCUGAUGCCGUUGUCGCUGAGAUGCAGAAUGGCUGGGAUUUAAACACUCUGAAAACAGCCAACGAGGAAACUCUAAAAGGUAUUAAAUUCCCCAAUGAGGCCAGCAGUAUAAGCUUCACCUCCAAAGGCCCGACGGCAGGUCUGCUGAGUGUCAGCAUCUCUGAAGAAAAACCUGUUGCUGCAGCUGCAGAGGAAGAAGCCAAGCAGAAUGAUGAGAAUAAUGAGCCUCACCAAACUGCAGAGGAGGCGAUUGAAACAGAAGCACCAGAGGAACCACAGAAAGCGCCUCUUACAAAAAAAACAGCCCAUGUGCAGUUCCAGUCUGUCCCUAUUGACAUCAACCUCUCUGCAGCCACCACAGAUGAUGCCUAUGACUUCAACACAGAUUUUAAAUGAGCUCUCCGUCUGCAGAACAUGCAGACCUGGAUUUGUCAGCAUAAACUAAUACGCUGAUGUCAAGAAUCAUUGUGAAGGCUGCCUUUGACCAGCUAAUGACAAAGUUGAUUUCAGGGUCGCGGUCUGAGAGCCACUGCCUAAUUGUUGGCAUUUGUGCCCUUCUUUCAGACUUUGAGUCUGGAACACAGUGAGACCGAUUGCAGACAAGGACUAACCUUUAUUCUAGACAUGUUUCAGUUUGUAAUUGAAUUGGUUGUCUGGGACAAAUCCCUGCCGAGAAGAUGGACUUUAUCUAUUAAGUGGUCAUGUAUAUAUCUGCUGGCUUCUUCCUCCAGAUGUUGUUUGUGAAAGUUUGCUUUUUAAAUGUCCAGAGGUCAUUUGUAUUAUUGUGUUCAUGCAGAACACUGUAUAUAGACGACGUACUAUAAAUAAACCCUCUACAAAGCUUAAA